Gallus gallus (chicken) is the source of this 2081-nucleotide messenger RNA. It is a transcript of the gene ESR1, whose product is annotated as estrogen receptor 1. Lineage: Eukaryota; Metazoa; Chordata; Aves; Galliformes; Phasianidae. Gene Ontology annotation, biological process: steroid hormone receptor signaling pathway; regulation of DNA-templated transcription. Gene Ontology annotation, cellular component: nucleus. Gene Ontology annotation, molecular function: nuclear estrogen receptor activity; steroid binding; DNA-binding transcription factor activity. The record is from RefSeq and is marked provisional.
CCUUUCCAGUGCUCACCCUGCAUUUGUUAGUAUACUCCUGCUUGCCGAGAUCAGAGGAAUACCUAUGUAUUGCUGCUUUAACAUGAUUUCUGCUGAGCCUCAGAAUAGGUUCUGGUGUUUUUUUUAGGUGGACUGCCAGCUGCCGAUCUUGCUGUUGACAGUAAAAGCAGAUAUGUUCCUUGCUCACUGCCAUUAGCAAUGACCAUGACCCUUCACACCAAAGCCUCUGGAGUUACCCUGCUGCACCAGAUUCAAGGCACUGAGCUGGAGACUCUGAGCAGACCUCAGCUGAAGAUUCCCCUGGAACGAUCGCUCAGCGACAUGUACGUGGAAAGCAACAAGACAGGAGUUUUUAACUACCCAGAAGGGGCCACCUACGAUUUUGGUACUACCGCUCCAGUGUACGGCUCUACUACACUCAGUUAUGCCCCUACUUCUGAAUCUUUUGGGUCAAGCAGCCUGGCAGGAUUUCACUCUCUGAACAAUGUCCCACCAAGCCCAGUGGUGUUCUUGCAAACGGCACCCCAGCUCUCACCCUUCAUCCAUCACCACAGCCAGCAGGUACCCUACUACCUUGAAAAUGAACAGGGCAGCUUUGGGAUGAGGGAAGCUGCUCCUCCAGCCUUCUACAGGCCAAGCUCUGAUAAUAGGCGCCACAGCAUUCGUGAGAGGAUUUCUAGUACCAAUGAGAAAGGGAGCCUGUCCAUGGAGUCCACCAAGGAGACCCGGUACUGUGCUGUGUGCAACGACUAUGCUUCAGGCUACCACUAUGGGGUCUGGUCUUGUGAGGGCUGCAAAGCUUUUUUCAAAAGAAGUAUUCAAGGGCACAAUGACUACAUGUGUCCUGCCACUAACCAGUGUACUAUUGACAAGAACAGAAGAAAGAGUUGCCAGGCCUGCCGACUAAGAAAAUGCUAUGAAGUGGGAAUGAUGAAAGGUGGAAUCCGGAAAGACCGCAGAGGCGGGCGAAUGAUGAAACAGAAACGUCAAAGAGAGGAACAGGAUUCCAGGAACGGGGAGGCUUCUUCUACAGAGCUGCGAGCUCCAACCCUUUGGACAAGUCCACUGGUGGUUAAACAUAACAAGAAGAACAGUCCGGCCCUGUCUCUGACAGCAGAACAGAUGGUCAGUGCCUUGCUGGAAGCUGAGCCACCUAUAGUUUAUUCUGAAUAUGACCCCAAUAGACCAUUCAACGAAGCAUCUAUGAUGACCCUGUUGACCAACCUUGCAGACAGAGAAUUAGUGCACAUGAUCAACUGGGCAAAGAGAGUUCCAGGAUUUGUGGAUUUAACACUCCAUGAUCAGGUCCAUCUGCUGGAAUGUGCCUGGUUAGAGAUACUGAUGAUCGGCUUAGUCUGGCGCUCCAUGGAACACCCAGGAAAGCUUUUAUUUGCACCUAAUCUAUUACUGGACAGGAAUCAAGGGAAAUGUGUAGAGGGCAUGGUGGAAAUCUUUGACAUGCUACUGGCUACUGCUGCUCGGUUUCGGAUGAUGAACCUUCAAGGGGAGGAAUUUGUGUGCCUUAAGUCCAUCAUCCUGCUCAAUUCUGGUGUGUACACUUUUCUUUCUAGCACCUUGAAAUCUCUGGAAGAGAGGGACUAUAUCCACCGUGUUCUGGACAAAAUCACAGAUACUCUGAUACACCUAAUGGCAAAGUCAGGUCUUUCUCUGCAGCAGCAACACCGGCGACUAGCUCAGCUCCUCCUUAUCCUCUCUCACAUCAGGCAUAUGAGCAACAAAGGAAUGGAGCACCUGUACAAUAUGAAGUGUAAAAAUGUAGUUCCGCUCUACGACCUCUUACUGGAGAUGCUGGACGCUCACCGCCUACAUGCACCGGCAGCCAGGAGUGCUGCACCAAUGGAAGAGGAGAACCGAAACCAACUGACAACCGCACCAGCUUCAUCUCAUUCCCUGCAGUCCUUUUACAUUAACAGCAAAGAAGAGGAGAGUAUGCAGAAUACAAUAUAAACAAAAGUCAGCAUAUAAUAAUGGUAUGAGAAACCCAGCAGCGUACUACCUAGCUCAUGCUUCAUUUCAUCUAUAGUGCCACAUAUGUCAACACUCCAAUGACAUCAGCCACC